Uloborus diversus is the source of this 1760-nucleotide messenger RNA. RefSeq names its product succinate--CoA ligase [ADP-forming] subunit beta, mitochondrial-like. Gene Ontology annotation, cellular component: succinate-CoA ligase complex; mitochondrion. The record is from RefSeq and is a predicted model, not a curated record. NCBI's taxonomy places the organism in Eukaryota, Metazoa, Arthropoda, Arachnida, Araneae, Uloboridae. Gene Ontology annotation, molecular function: ATP binding; metal ion binding; succinate-CoA ligase (ADP-forming) activity. Gene Ontology annotation, biological process: tricarboxylic acid cycle; succinyl-CoA metabolic process.
UUUGAUAACGAUAUCUUUUCUUUUAUCGAUAUUAUUAACAGCUGAUUAAUUGAAAAACAAAAAACAAAUCGAAAUCUGGCAUUGCGAAGGUUACGAUCAAAGAGAAAAGUGCAAUUUGCAAUCAUGGCGAAUGCUGCUUACAGGAUAUUUGCGAAAACAACAGGAAAAGAAAGUAAACAUCUACUUUCAAAAGUAAAAUGUGGUGUUUUGCAUAGCUAUAACCCUCAACGAAAUCUUAACCUCCAUGAGCACCUUAGUUUGGGAUUGCUUGCAAAUGCUGGGGUGAAAGUACCGAAAUUCGGUGUUGCAUCGACACCUGAUGAGGCUUUAAAAGCUGCUGAAAAUUUAGGUAGUAAAGAUUUUGUUGUUAAAGCACAAGUUUUAGCUGGUGGUCGAGGCAAAGGAGUAUUUGAAGGUGGCUUGAAAGGGGGUGUUAAAACAGCCUAUUCGCCUCAGGAAGCAAAAGAGUUAGCUGCUCAGAUGUUAGGAAAGCGGUUAAUUACAAAGCAAACUGGAGAGAAAGGUGUGUUAUGUAAAGAAGUCAUGGUAGCAGAAAGGCUAUAUACUAGAAGAGAAUACUAUUUUGCUAUUAUGAUGGAAAGAGAUUAUGGAGGUCCAGUGAUCAUUGCCAGCUCUCAAGGAGGAGUUAACAUUGAAGAAGUUGCCAAAGAUAAUCCCGAUGCCAUUAUAAAAGAGCCAAUUGAUAUUAUGAAAGGGUUAUCUGCUGAUCAGGCUCUAAAAGUUGCAAAAUAUCUUGGAUUCAAGCAAAAUAAUAUAAACCAGGCUGUUGAAAUAAUUACAAAACUGUAUGGAGCUCUUUUGAAAUAUGAUGCUGUAAUGCUUGAAAUUAACCCUAUGGUAGAAGAUUCUAAUGGAGAUGUGUAUUGUUUGGAUGCCAAGUGUCGGUUUGAUGAUAAUGCAGAGUUUCGCCAGAAAAAAUUGUUUGAGCUACGAGAUUGGACACAAGUUGAUGAAAGAGAACGUAAUGCACAUAAAGAAAGCCUAAAUUAUAUUGCACUAGAUGGAGAUAUUGGAUGUUUAGUGAAUGGAGCUGGGCUUGCUAUGGCUACAAUGGAUAUAAUUAAAUUGCAUGGUGGCAGUCCCGCAAAUUUUCUAGACGUUGGAGGAGGAGCUACGUCUCAUCAAGUCACCGAAGCAUUUAAACUCAUAACCUCGGAUCCUAAAGUUCAAGCAAUUUUAGUCAACAUUUUUGGCGGCAUUAUGAGAUGUGAUGUGAUUGCUGAAGGCAUCAUAGCUGCUGCGGAAAUGCUGAAUUUGAAAAUUCCAAUUGUAUGCCGAUUGCAAGGAACUCAAGUUGAUGAUGCAAAAGCUUUGAUUGCAUCAAGCAAGUUACGAAUUUUGGCUUGUGAAAACCUGGAUGAAGCAGCUAAAAUGGUUGUAAAACUAUCGACUAUUGUUGGCUUGGCACGUUCUGCAGAAGUUGAUGUUAAGUUUGAACUUCCCUUGUAACUAAAGACUUAUUGUAUUUUUUGUAUAUAAUAUAUUUAUCAAGAAACCAAAGGCGCUAAUAGUUAGUAGGAGCUUUCAAACGAAUUGUUAGUUUUUUACCCUGCCACAGUUUGUUAACAAAUUCCAUUUAUUUAUUUUUUCAUCCUGUUACAAACGAAAUCAAUGAGCCGACCUGUGGCUUUUAACUAUUUAUUGCUAAAGUGAAUGAAUAUUUAAACGUACUAAAAUUUGCUUUACCUUGCUAGUGUUGGAGCUUAUGUUAAAACAUAGAUAUCAUUGUACAUGAAAUA